ACUGCCUCCCCGAAGUGGCAUUUAUUCUGGACCUCUCCGCCUUCCUCAUUAGAGCUUGCUACCCUGCGUGCCUGUGCCGCCCUGACUCACAGACACACACAGCCAGCCAGACAGGCUGGCCAGCCUUGGGGAGACUGACGCUUCCAACCCAACCCACCCAGCCAACUGUGUCUCCCCCACUUAUUCCCGGACCCGGGAGGCGAAGCUUGAGGGAGAAAGGGAGGGGGGACCCAGAACUGAAGCCAAAAAUACACGCGUGCAACCCCUGUGUGGACUUUACCGUUCCCUACAUUUGGCCACAACGCCGGCCACAUCUGGCGGGCUUGUUAAGGACCUCGUACGGUUGGAGACUGUACUGGAGAUACACACGGCCUAAAAUACGGAGACUUCGUUCGAAUUGGACUAGCCUUCGGGGAUGUGGUAGCAGCCGGUGCACCUUGGGGCAGCAGCCAAAGGAUCCGGAGGAGCAGCAGCAGCAGUCUCUACUGCUGCCGCCGCGGCCACCACCAAACAGAUCCAAGCUGGCUCCUUGCGCCAUGGUAACCCACAGCAAGUUCCCCGCCACCGGGAUGAACCGCCCCCUGGACACCAGUCUGCGCCUCAAGACCUUCAGCUCCAAGAGCGAAUACCAGCUGGUGGUGAACGCUGUACGCAAAUUGCAAGAGAGCGGCUUCUAUUGGAGUGCGGUGACCGGUGGGGAGGCCAACCUGCUGCUAAGUGCUGAGCCCGCGGGUACCUUUCUCAUCCGAGAUAGCUCGGAUCAGCGCCACUUCUUCACUCUCAGCGUCAAAACCCAGUCCGGGACAAAGAACUUGCGAAUCCAGUGCGAGGGCGGGAGUUUUUCCCUGCAAAGCGAUCCCCGGAGCACCCAGCCGGUGCCUCGCUUUGACUGUGUUCUCAAACUGGUACAUCACUACAUGCCCCCCUCUUCUUCCUCCUCCUCAACUUCCUCUGCGGCCUCCCCUUCGUCAAUGCAGGAUCAGUUGCUCCCUCAACCCCUCCCUGGGGCUCCUCCUAAACGAGCCUAUUAUAUUUACUCUGGGGGAGAGAAGAUCCCCUUGGUGCUCAGUCGACCCCUUUCCUCCAACGUGGCCAGCCUGCAGCACCUCUGUCGGAAGACAGUCAAUGGACACCUGGACUCCUAUGAGAAAGUUACUCAACUCCCUGGGCCCAUCAGGGAAUUCCUGGACCAGUACGAUGCCCCUCUUUAAAAGGGGAUGGAUAAUGGACAUUCUGCCUUCACCCCACCAAAAUAUGCAGGGAAGGGGGUUGGCACCUCCGUCCCCUGUGGCACACAGCAUAAGCACAAGGGAUACAACCAGAUUGGAGAGUCCCUUUUUCUCCUAUCCACAGCAGAGCCAGGGGGUCCAGAGGCUUUGCCCUCUGACUCCCCCCUCCCCUUCCCUCUCCAGUAUGGGUGCAGGCUGAUCUUGGAAAAUAUUGGAGGGGAAAUCAUCAGUCAUCUUCCUUUCCACUCUCCAACUUCUGGAGGAGCCAUCAGACCUUUUAGGACAAUUCAGAAAAAGAGGAUUUUGAUUUCUCUUCCUUUCCUUUAUUCUCCCUCCCUGGAGAAGCAGUGGGACUGAAAAGAGCUUUAAACUGAUGAUAGCUACAGGUGAAUGUCCCUACUUUUCUAGGGACUCGUUUGCUGUUUGGUUUGAUUUAAAAUGGCUUGAAACCUGAGCUGGUGUCAGGGGCUGGAAGAGGAGGAAAACUGGGCCCCCUGGAAUGGGCCUGAGGGCUAGCCAAGGAAAUGAUCUGAUUCUCAAUGCAAAUAGCUUUCCAUCCCCCAUUCCCAGCCUCUGGUGAGGUGGGUGUACUGUUCCUACCCUCCUGGGGAGGUGAGGAAAGGAGCCUAGGAUCGUACUGAAGAAGUAAACUCUCAUUCUUUAGUUAUCUCCUCACUUCUGACGCCUUUCCCUCCUUCCUCCAUUCUCCCUCCUUUCUCUCCCCUUUCCCUCAACCCCCAUUACUGGGAAACACCCAAGCCUAGAUUCCAACUUACUAGGGAAAACCAACAUAACCUCUCCUGUUUUAAGGGGGGGAGGGAAGAUACUGGCAUUUGGAAGGAAAAGGGGGAGAAAGAAAAUGAAGCUCUAGUCUGGUGGUAGGGUUGGUCCACUGUCCUGAAAGAGGUGGUUUUUCUUAUUCUCCUUUUCUCAUAUUGUACCUUUUAUCACCUCAAUAUAGGAGGUGAACUGCCUCUUGCCCCAAAGCCCAGAAAGAGAAACUUCAUAUUUUCCCUCCUUUAUCUAGAAGGGGAUUGCCUUAAAACUCUCCCUGUCCCAUGGAUAGGGGCUGGCACAUUAGAGUAACUUAACACUUUGCUGAUAAUGGGUCCACCAGUCCCAGCCUAAAGAAGUUAAGUGACUUGCCCAAGAACACAGAGCCUGGGAGUAACUCAGUGUUUAAGUAGCAUCUAUGGAUCCCUCCUAUGGGGAAUAGUAGGGGAAGGGGUGUGGGAGAUUCAUGUUUUCUAAAAGACCUAGAAUAAGUUCUGUUAUUCUGAAGUGUUGUCUAGUCCAUUUGGGGGAUGCUCAGAUUGCCCCACUUUGGGUGUCUAGCAGCAGACCCUACUCCUAUAGCCUCUUGGGUUCCUGGGUGUCUCUCCCCAUUCCCUACAUCCCAGGCUUCUCUAAUCAAUUCUCUAGCCUCUCUGCAGGCAUAACAGGGAGGUCAAAGGAGGGGUGGGAGCUGAAGCACUCACUAAGUGCACUGCUCUGAGAAAGCACUGAUCAUUGUCACCCUACAUGGAAUGUAGCAACAAAGCAAUUACCUGGAACUGUUUGUUUGUUUUUUAAUGAAAAACAAAACACACGUUUUCUGUCAGGUGUUUGGCUGGAUGAGGCAGUUGUGUUGGGUGUUAUUUUUUUUUCUGGUUAAAAAUGUUUACAAAUCUGCCUCAAUCAACUCUGUCUUUUAUAAAGAUUCCACCCUGUGCCCUGCCCCCCACCCCUGCCUUUGAGGCUGAUAAGAAGAUGCUUGAAGAACCCAACAGAAUACAAAUUCAAGUCAAACUUUGCACAUAUUUAUAUUUAUAGUCAGAAAAAUACAUUUCAGUAAUUUAUAAUAAA
Gracilinanus agilis (Agile Gracile Mouse Opossum) is the source of this 3074-nucleotide messenger RNA. It is a transcript of the gene SOCS3, whose product is annotated as suppressor of cytokine signaling 3. Gene Ontology annotation, molecular function: 1-phosphatidylinositol-3-kinase regulator activity. Gene Ontology annotation, cellular component: phosphatidylinositol 3-kinase complex. The coding region runs from base 537 to 1211 and encodes 224 amino acids. The transcript is spliced from 2 exons. Gene Ontology annotation, biological process: phosphatidylinositol phosphate biosynthetic process; intracellular signal transduction. NCBI's taxonomy places the organism in Eukaryota, Metazoa, Chordata, Mammalia, Didelphimorphia, Didelphidae. The record is from RefSeq and is a predicted model, not a curated record.